ACUUUUUUUUUCUCUCAACUUUAACUUCCACUUUAUGUAACAUGAUGUAAUCGUGGGACGGCCGGGUAAAUAUAAACAAAUCAUGAAAGUGAAGCAUUUAAUUCAUUUUAAUAUUUUCUUUAAUUCAUCUAAUUCUUAAUGUUUUGCCGUUCUUAAUUAUUAACAUUUUAAAUAUUUUCUUUGAAAGAAAAUAUGCGUUCUGCAAGAAGUGUUAUAAAUUUAGCUCCGCUUUCUUAUGAUCGAUGUAGCAGAAAUUUAUUAUCUAAUAAAUUUGUUAAAUGUUUUUCUAAUUUAUAUCCAAGAACUUUUUCAAGAUUAAUUCCUUCUAGUAUUGUAAAGGAGUUGAGUGCACCAAGAUGUUUUCAUCGGUCGCAUUUUAAACAUUUUCAUGUUUCUCACAAUACAUUGGCAGCUAGAGCUGAUUUAUAUAAAGUUUUAGGAGUUUCUCGGAAUGCUAGUCAAAAUGAUAUUAAAAAAUCAUAUUAUCAACUUGCAAAAAAGUACCAUCCCGAUACGAAUAAAGAUGAUCCUGAAGCUGCAAAAAAGUUUCAGGAGGUUUCAUCAGCAUAUGAGAUACUUGGUGAUGAAACAAAGCGAAAAGAAUAUGACCAAUGGGGUACACAAUCUGAGUUUGGUCAGCGGAGUAAUACUUCAAGUGAAUUUCAUUAUCACUCUAAUAUAGACCCUGAAGAAUUGUUUCGCAGAAUAUUUGGUGAUUUGAAUUUUAAGCCUAGAAUGUCUGAUUUUGAAUAUACUGAUUCUUACUUCGGCUAUGGAGCUUCUGAACAUGUACAUUUACAUUUGGAUUUCUUUGAAGCUACCAGAGGUGCUCAGAAAAUAGUAAAAGUGAAUGUAAUUGACACGUGUCCCACCUGUCGCGGCAGUUGCUGCGUGCCUGGAACAAAAAUGGUUCGCUGUGAUCACUGUAAUGCGACUGGAAUGGAGACUGUUUCCACUGGUCCAUUUAUAAUGAAGACUACUUGUCGUAAAUGUAAUGGAAGUGGUAUGUUUAAUAGGUUUCCCUGUACAGAGUGUUUUGGCAAAGGAGCUUGUGUUCAACAAAAGGGGUUAACUGUAAAUGUGCCACCUGGUGUUGAAGAUGGGCAGACUGUUAGAGUAAAAAGUGGACUUCAAGAAAUUUUAGUAACUUUUAGGGUUCAAGAGAGCAAAUAUUUUCGCCGUGAUGGUUCUGAUAUUCAUACAGAAGCUACUAUUUCUGUUUCUCAAGCAUUUUUUGGUGGAGAAACUAAAAUACAAGGCUUAUAUGAAGACAUUGUAUUAAAAAUUCCUCCUGGUACCCCUUCACACAAAGUGUUUAGAUUUCCCAAUAAAGGGAUUAAGAAUACUACAGGAUAUGGAAACGGAGAUCAUUAUGUGCACAUAAAGAUUAGUGUUCCAGGGAAGCUUGAUGGAGUACAGUAUCAUCUAAUCAAGUCUUAUGCUGAAUUAGAAAAAGAUACUCCAGGCACUAUAAGUGGAAUUUCAUCUUCUCAAA
Parasteatoda tepidariorum (common house spider) is the source of this 1495-nucleotide messenger RNA. Lineage: Eukaryota; Metazoa; Arthropoda; Arachnida; Araneae; Theridiidae. The record is from RefSeq and is a predicted model, not a curated record.